Saprolegnia parasitica CBS 223.65 is the source of this 1104-nucleotide messenger RNA. RefSeq lists its product as hypothetical. Gene Ontology annotation, cellular component: cytoplasm; nucleus. Gene Ontology annotation, biological process: CDP biosynthetic process; 'de novo' pyrimidine nucleobase biosynthetic process; UDP biosynthetic process. Lineage: Eukaryota; Oomycota; Saprolegniomycetes; Saprolegniales; Saprolegniaceae. The coding region runs from base 1 to 612 and encodes 203 amino acids. The record is from RefSeq and is a predicted model, not a curated record. Gene Ontology annotation, molecular function: UMP kinase activity; ATP binding. The transcript is spliced from 6 exons.
AUGGCUUCGUCGCUUCGCCACAAGGUUCUCUUCGUCCUCGGCGGCCCGGGCGCCGGGAAGGGCACGCAAUGCGCCAAGAUCGUGGCCCAGUACGGCUUUGUGCAUCUCUCGGCUGGCGACUUGCUCCGCGAAGAGCGCGCGUCGGGCAGCGAGAACGGCGACAUGAUCGACCGCAUGAUCCGCGAAGGCGCGAUCGUGCCCGUCAAGGUGACGCUCGACUUGAUCCGCAAGGCGAUGCUGGCGAGCGGCCGCGACCUCUUCCUCAUUGACGGCUUUCCGCGCAACUUUGACAACCUCACGGGCUGGAACGACGAGAUGACGGACGUCGACGUCGCGGGCGUCCUCUUCUACGACUGCCCCGAAGACGAGAUGGAGCGCCGUCUCCUCGAGCGCGGCAAGACAAGCGGCCGCACCGACGACAACAUGGACGCGAUCCGCAAGCGCUUUGCGACAUACACGGAGUCGACGAUGCCGAUCAUCAACCACUUUGCGGCGCAGAACAAGGUGUUCCACAUCCUCGCGACCUCGACGCCGGACGCGGUCUUUGAAGAGACGAAGAAGGCGAUCGAGCCGAUCGUGUCGCAGCACCUCGUCGCUACGACGCAGGUAUAAGCAGGCCAAUAUACGACACAUCCGACCACCGUGUCCUUCCUUAGCGUCUUCUCAACGCUGUGUUUCAAAACGACUUUGCGACCUACCGAGCGCUCUGCGACGACAAUAUCUCGGCCAUCGAGCCGCAGUCCAUGGGCCACGUCGUCGAGGGCAUGCAAUUCCACGAAUUUUACUUCAAGAACCAAGGCCGCGGCGGCCUCGGUGUGGCGAGUGUCUGCCAGGCGAAUGUUGUCGAUGCGCAUGUCAAGCUCCUUGGCGACACAGCGAUCGUGUCGUUUGCCAACGUCAUCCAGUCGGCGUCCGAGCCGUCGGUGGUGUACAUGGAGACGCGCGUGUGGCACCGCGAUGCGACCACGGGUGCGUGGAAGAACGUCCACUUCCACCGGUCCGCCAAGUAACACUCCACCGGUCUUCCAAGCCACACCUCGCACAAAACGCUGGAGCACGAGACAAUAUUGUCGUUUGUGACAAAAUGUAUAUACACAUUGCAGC